Messenger RNA from Nelumbo nucifera (sacred lotus), 2730 nucleotides. Its product is annotated as disease resistance protein RPM1-like. Gene Ontology annotation, molecular function: ADP binding. NCBI's taxonomy places the organism in Eukaryota, Viridiplantae, Streptophyta, Magnoliopsida, Proteales, Nelumbonaceae. The record is from RefSeq and is a predicted model, not a curated record. Gene Ontology annotation, biological process: defense response to other organism.
AUGGCUGAAGUUUUGGUGACAUCUCUUCUUGCUAAAUUGGGAGAGUUGGCCUGGUUUGAAACUCAUUUGCAGCUUGGUAUUGGGGAUGAUAUCAAGUUUAUCAGGGAUGAGCUUUCAACCAUGAAGGCCUUUCUGAAAGAUGCAGAGAAGAGGGGCCCAAGAGGUGAGGUUGCAAACAAGUGGGUGGCGCAAAUCAGAGAUGAGUUCUUCAAGCUUGAGGAUGUUCUUGAGGAAUUCCUCCUUCAAAUGAAGCUUCUCAAGUCAGAAAACUCAUGUGUACCUCGCUUGUUUCAAAAGAUGCUUGUCUGUCAUCAGUUUCGUUCUGAGAUGGAAAAUAUCAGAAAAGAGAUUGAAGACAUAUCAAAGAGAAGGGAACAAUACAACCUCCAAGAAGAAGGAACUAGUUCUGAUCAUGGAGAAGAAAGAAGGGAAGAUCGCAGCGCUGCCUCGCCUUUCGUCGAGGAAAAAGAUAUCCUAGGGAUUGACAGAAACGUGAAGCAACUGGAGGAAUGGUUACUACAGGAAGAAGAGGUGAAUCAACGCAAGGUGAUCUCAGUGGUAGGGAUGGGUGGUCUAGGGAAGACCACUCUGGUAAAGAGAGUCUACAAGAAGGUGGAAGCCUGCUUUGAUUGCUUUGCUUGGCUCAAUGUCUCUCAGACCUAUGAAAUGAAAGACAUCUUGAUACGCAUGCUAGAAGAAUUCUACAGUUCUAGAAAGGAGCCAACUCCAAAUGCCGUGGAGACAAUGAACGAAGACAAACUCAGAGAGAAGAUCCACAAGUACUUGCAGGAAAAGAGGUAUGUCCUUGUUCUUGACGACAUUUGGGAUAUUCAUGUUUGGGAAGGACUGAAACAUGCUUUGCCUGUAGCUGGGUUUGGUAAGAUAGUAUUCACUACUCGUGUAGAAAAUGUAGCUUUUCCACUUGAUGAGAAUUGCCAUGUCCACAAACUUGGUGUCCUACCUCAUGAAAUAGCCUGGGAGCUCUUCUGCAGAAAAGCUUUUCACACCAUCACACCCCAGGGAAAAUGUCCGCAGUACUUGCACAGAUUUGCUGAUGCCAUGUUAAGAAAAUGCAAUGGCUUGCCUCUAGCAGUAGUAGCCCUGGGGAGUCUCAUGUCCAAGAAGGGUAUGCCUCUGAUAGAAUGGAGGAAUGUCCUCGAGAAUCUUGAUUGGGAGCUGAAUCACAACCAAGAUCUCGAGCAGCUGAAUCGGGUCUUGCUGACAAGCUACAACCAUCUGCCUCCACAGCUUAAGUACUGUUUCUUGUACUGUGCUUUGUUCCCUGAGAACACUGAAAUUGAGCGGGAGAAGCUGAUUCGUUUGUGGGUGGCCGAAGGUCUCAUCGAGGAACACCCACGAAAGACACCAGAAGAGGUUGCAAAUGAUUAUUUCAUACAAUUAAUUGAUCGAAGCAUGCUUCAAGCCAUUGUUUCAGAUUUUGAUGGUGGCUGCUUGAAAGCUUGUAAGAUGCAUGGUCUGAUGCGCGAUGUUGCCAUUCACAUGUUUGAGAAGGAAGAGUUUGGCAUGGUCAUAACUCAGCAAAACAAUGAGACUGAGAGAGGAUGCCGUCGUGUGGCGAUUCAUGACACUCCGGCCAUUGAGUUUUCUUCGACUAUGAGCAAGUGGAAUAUCCGUUCCUUACUUGUCUUUGGCAAAGGUGAAGCUGCAUUGUCUUCUGUAAAUCGAAUUAUAUGGAGAGGAGCCAAGUUGUUGAGGGUACUGGAUUUGGAAGGCGUCAAGAUUGCUAGCUUGCCAGAGGAUGUGGGUGAUUUUAUUCAUCUACGUUAUCUGGGUCUGAAGAGAACACACAUCAAAGAGCUCCCAGCUUCCCUUCAGAAGCUGCGUGUUCUUGAGACCUUAGAUGUUAGAUAUACAAACCUGAGAAGCUUGCCUAGGGGAAUCAUCUGGCUGCAACAACUAAGGCAUCUUCUGUUCCAUUCUCGCAGGCAUUCUUUGCCAAUACCAUUAGGUGCAAGAAGUCUGAAACGUCUUCAAACUCUGCAUGGCAUGAGAACUGAUAAGAACACUGUAAGAGAACUUGGACACUUAACCCAGCUCAGGACAUUAUUCAUUGGGGAAGUGGGCAGUGGAGGAGAACACAGUGGAGAAUUGUUUCAGGCAAUCAAGAAGAUGAAGCAUCUCUGUUGUUUAACUUUAACUUCCUCUCGGGACAUAAAGCUUGAAUUGGAAUCACUGUCACCUCACCCGAUCUACCUUGAAGAAUUAACACUGGAGGGGAGAAUAGAACAGUCUUCAAUGUGGUUUGCCUCUCUCAACUGUCUACGCUUGCUCCACUUAUCACAUAGCAAGUUAAAAGAGGACCCACUUAGCACCCUUUGUCAAUUGCCCAAUUUGGAUACACUCUUCCUACUUGAUGCCUAUGCAGGGAAAAGAAUGGGUUGCAGCGGCACCGGAUGCUUUCGGAGGCUAAGCAAGAUGGUGAUCGUCGGCCUGAAGGAACUGGAAGAAUGGAGCCCCAUUGAGCAAGGAACCAUGCAAUGUCUUCGGUCUAUUGUCAUCGCGACUUGUCCGAAACUAGCAAAGCUUCCGAGAGGCUUCCAAUAUCUUUCUGCUCUCGAAAAGUUGGAGCUUGGGGAGAUGCUGGAGGAAUUUGUAGAUAGGCUACGGAGUGACAGAGCUGGAGAAGAUCGAUGGAUGGUUCAACACAUUCCUAAUAUUAAGCUUGUGCAUGUAGUAAAUGAAGAACUGGUUUCUGAAGUUUUAUCUUGA